AUGCCAUUAAAGGAGGCUAGAAUAAACUCCGAAGGAAAUAUUAUGAACCUCAACUCCAAGCAGACAAGAUAUAAAAAACAAGAAGAAAGCCUCGCCUUCAUCUACAACUCCAAGAAAGAAGUGGGAGGUAAAAGAAACCAACAUGUAUCUAUUGAAGGGGAUCUACAGCUGGAUCCGGAGUUGAAUAUACGCAGGAGGGGAGGAAAGGGGAAUUUAGGAUUCCCCAGAGAAAGGCUUUCACAAAAGAACAAAGUCAACUACCAAGCCCAAGCCAGUCUCAAAAACCGGAAGGUGCUCCACAUUGGAAACAAUCUGACAAGGGACUGA
Plasmodium inui San Antonio 1 is the source of this 327-nucleotide messenger RNA. RefSeq lists its product as hypothetical. The transcript is spliced from 3 exons. The coding region runs from base 1 to 327 and encodes 108 amino acids. Lineage: Eukaryota; Apicomplexa; Aconoidasida; Haemosporida; Plasmodiidae. The record is from RefSeq and is a predicted model, not a curated record.